GCCUGCACAGAGAGAAAUCACAACACUUGACUCAUCUGUGUGUCACUGCUCUUCCCUUGCUACACUGACACAGAUAGACAGACAAACGGCGGAGAGUUGAAAUUAAAGGAACCUAUUCAGGCGGACUUGUACUGGAGACAUGACCAAAGAGACCGAGACUCUGGGACUGGUCGUUCAGAACGAGAUUUUCAACUAUAACCAACACACGAACUACAUCAUGGACUCCUGGCCCUACCUGGAGGGCACCGUGCCUGAGGUGAACCACUCCAAGCCCAGACUCCACCCAGGAGACGACCUUGCAGCCUUAACGAUGCUUUAUGAGCAGUGCAGGAGCCAGAAAGAACAGAAAAAUUCUGCCUGCAACCGGAAUGUCUGCAAACCAACAGAGAGGUGCCUACCCAUCCCAAAUGAGCUUGUUUCGCUGGAGACGCCCGCCAACGUCAUGAAGAUUCUCUCUGAGAGCAUCCCCACCACUCACCCACAGGAAGUUCUGGGAUCUAAGCAGAACGCCCCCCUGUCCAUGUCUGUCCCCACCCCCUCCGACACAUACGCCACCCUGACCAGUGUUGUACCAGACACUUACGACAAGCAGGACCUCAACAACAUCUUUGACUCGCUGCUUCAGAAGUGGCCGGAGACCAGUGCUUUCCCUGACCCCAGCACUGAGACUCUCCCCUACAGCGAACCCUUCACUGAAAACCACUCCAGCCCUGUCUACUCAGGCUCCUACGCCAGCUCCCCACCGGAGAGGUUCAGGAGUGAGUUCCAGUUUACCCUCGGCGCUCCCGCAGCCUCCUCUUACAAGUCCAGUGAGCUACCCAUGGUGUACCUGAACAAGGGACAGUUCUAUCCCAUCACUCUCCAGGGAGUGGACAGUAAUGCCUACAUUACUGCCACCAAGGUGAAGACAGUGGUGAUGGCCGUGUUCGAGAAUGACAAGAGCCCAGAGAUGCAGCUCCGCUUCUGGAAUCACUGGCAUGCACGCCAGCCAACCGCCAAGCAGAGGGUUAUUGACAUCGCGGACUACAAAGAAGUAUUCAGCGGGAUUGGCAACAUAGAGGAGGUGGCCUUCAAUGCUCUCUCCUUCGUGUGGAACCCCAAUGAGGAGGCCAAGGUAUACAUUGGGAUCAACUCCCUGAGCACCGACUUCUCUUCUCAGAAAGGGGUGAAAGGUCUGCCGCUCAACCUACAGAUCGACACUUACGAUUUCAGCUCGGGCACCAAUCAGCUGAUCCACAGAGCUGCCUGCCAGGUCAAGAUUUUCUGCGAUAAGGGUGCAGAGAGGAAAAUGAGAGACGAGGAGAGGAAGAGAUCCAAGAGGAGGGGGAAGAACACCAGCGAUGCCAACACUAACAAGUCUUUAGUGAGCAGCUCCGUGAGCACCGAGUGUACCUUUUUCCAGACCCUGGAUGACCACAUCACCCAGCCUGUUCUCUUCAUCCCAGAGACACACCUCUCCAGUUUACAGCGCAUGGCCCCUCCCACUGACGAGAACGAUAGGAGUUCUCUGAAGAGGUUGUACCCAGACAGAGAACAAAAUAGUUCUCCUCCAAGCAAACAAGCCCGCAGAGAAGACCCACAAAGAGUUCUACUUUACCUGAGGACAAGCACUGAAGAGGUGUUUGAUGCGCUCAUGCUCAACUCGCCAACACUGUCGGGCCUACGAGAAGCUAUUUCAGAAAAGUACGGUAUGCAAAAAGACACCAUUGGGAAAAUCUACAAAAAGUGCAAGAGAGGGAUUUACGUCAAUAUGGACGACAACAUCGUUGAACACUACACCAACCAGUCGGCCUUCCUCAUUGAGAUGUCCGAGGUGGUCAACGGUCAGUUCCAAGUCACUCUCACUGAAGUAUGAGGAGGAGGAGGAGAAGACGAAGAAGAAGAAAGCUGCCAUUGAAGGAUGAAGAGACAUAGCUGCCAGUUAAAAACCAUCUUCUUAAAGCACUGCCCCAACAGAGACAAUGUAAGCGGUGGUUGCCAAAGCCAAGAAGAGAACUGGACUGAGCGGACCUCUCCAGUUUUUCUGAUUUCAGAUUAAAAAAAGAAAAUUAUAAUGUUACACCGUUUCCUAUUUUUGUAAAUACCACUCCACCCCUUGAUCGUAUUAUUUGAAUUUAAUAUUGUAACGUAAGAGCAAUUAUGAUCACCAGCGUGUAAAUAUCUAAUGUAAAUAGGUUUUAAUAUGACAGUGUUUUAUGAACUAACCAUGUGCAUGUUGCAAUCCAUUUUCCACAAUUUGCUAUGUAUUUCAAUAUUUUUUUAUCUUUUUAUUUUUAAUUUUUUACUUCAGAGAGGUCUGUGCAUAAUUUGCGUACAGGAUAUUCAUAUUUCCAGCAUUUUUUUAAAUUUUUUUUUUUUGCUACUCUCGCUGCUUUCAGUGUAUUCAUCAUUUCUCCUAGAAAAGCCAUUGGUGCGUUUGCUUUACACACAGUCACCGCAAGGAGCAUCUUCCUGUAGGUUCCUUCUAGUUUCACCAGAUACUAGGGCGCAUUAAGAACCUAGUCAGACAUUUCCACCCUUUAAACCACACAAAACUAAGUAUUGGCCAUCAUUUUCCCCCAAAGCUGUGGACAUUUCCUGCCCGUUUGGUGUAACCACAGUGGAGUCGGUUCCUUAAAGCCCUGAGGUCAGCCAAAGGACUUUUAUGGUAUGCGUGUAUAUAUGUGUGUGAGACUUUUUUUUUUUUUUCUUUUUUUCUUAUACGCAUCAUUUCAAAGCGAACAUGUAUCCCUGCGUUAUUUCAUUAUCAUAUGAUGGCAAUUCCGGUUUUAUUAGUCCUAUGUUGCAACUUUUGUAAGAAAAUAAAAAAAAGUGCAUAACAA
Molecule: messenger RNA, 2822 nt
Organism: Mugil cephalus (flathead mullet)
Lineage: Eukaryota; Metazoa; Chordata; Actinopteri; Mugiliformes; Mugilidae
Gene: grhl3
Product: grainyhead-like transcription factor 3
Exons: 15
Coding region: 140-1855 (571 amino acids)
Biological process (GO): regulation of transcription by RNA polymerase II
Cellular component (GO): nucleus
Molecular function (GO): RNA polymerase II cis-regulatory region sequence-specific DNA binding; DNA-binding transcription activator activity, RNA polymerase II-specific
Source: RefSeq, a predicted model, not a curated record